Dermochelys coriacea (leatherback sea turtle) is the source of this 2009-nucleotide messenger RNA. It is a transcript of the gene B4GALT4, whose product is annotated as beta-1,4-galactosyltransferase 4. Gene Ontology annotation, molecular function: glycosyltransferase activity. The transcript has 7 exons. Gene Ontology annotation, biological process: carbohydrate metabolic process. The record is from RefSeq and is a predicted model, not a curated record. Lineage: Eukaryota; Metazoa; Chordata; Testudines; Dermochelyidae. Bases 352 to 1413 code for a protein of 353 amino acids.
CUCUUUCCUGGCAUGUGCGAGGCAACAAAGGCCUCUUUGUGGUGUGGGGUUUCAUGGCUGAGAAGUGCCUGCCAUUCACACAGGAAUCUCCAUAACACAGCACAGAGUGACUCCUCUACAGGAAAGAGAGCAGCAGCAGGUGAGUCGUGAUGUUUGCCUUCCAAUGAUCACUGUACUAGAACUCCAUGAAUUCCAAAGCAACAGGAGGCUCAGCAGCUUUUGAUAUCUCCCAGCUUCCUACCUUAUUGUGACAUUCCUUCUGGGUCUUUAUUUUCACCCGUCUGAGGUGUAUGGUGAAAGGGCUGCAUCAGGAACAUUGUUGAGAGAGCGGCUUGCAUACGAGGGAGGGCCAUGGGCUUGAGCUCUGCCAUCCUUCACCUUUCCUACAAGUUCAGGCUGCUGCUGCUCUUCAUCUUCUGCAUGAUGGUGGUGACAUGGGCCACCUCCAGUUACCUUGUGGACACGAUACAGGAGACUCCCAAAGUAAAGAGCUUGGUGGAGAAUUUUAGGAAGGCAACCAUGCUGGAGAAGGAGAAUCAGAAAAAGAAGUCCAUGUCCACUAUAGAAGUUCCCACAGUGAAGUCCACCAUGAGUCACUGCCCUGCUCUCUCUCCCUACCUGCAGGGCCCCAGCAAGCUCAAGUUCAAAGCAUCUCUCACACUCGAAGAGGUACGGAAGGAGAACCCUCAGGUGGCAAAAGGCCGGCAUCGCCCUGCAGAGUGCUCAGCACUGCAACGCGUGGCCAUCCUGAUCCCACACCGCAGUCGAGAGAAGCACCUGUUGUACCUGCUGGAGCACCUCCACCCAUUCCUACAGAGACAGCAACUGGACUAUGGUAUCUAUGUCAUCCACCAGGCUGGCAAUACCAAAUUUAACCGAGCUAAACUGCUGAAUGUAGGAUACUUGGAGGCUCUGAAGGAAGAAAACUGGGACUGUUUCAUUUUCCAUGAUGUGGACCUGGUGCCAGAGAAUGACUUCAACCUGUACAUGUGUGACAAACAACCAAAACACCUUGUAGUUGGCAGGAACAACACUGGGUACAGGUUGCGUUACCAGGGAUAUUUUGGGGGAGUAACUGCUCUAACAAGGGAUCAGUUUUCAAAGGUGAAUGGAUUCUCGAACAAUUACUGGGGCUGGGGUGCAGAAGAUGACGACCUCCGAAUCAGGGUUGAGAUGCAGAAGAUGAGGGUGAUGCGGCCAUCCCCUGCUGUAGGAAAGUACACUAUGAUCUUCCACACAAGAGACAGAGGCAAUGAGGCGAAUAGAGAAAGGAUGAAACUCUUGCGGCAGGUGUCCCAAGUGUGGAAAACAGACGGGCUGAACUCCUGUUCCUAUAAACUGCUGUCAGUGGAGCACAACCCUUUGUACACUAAUGUCACAGUGGAUUUCAGUAUGCCACCCAAGAUCUUGUAACAUUGUUUCCUGUAGAUUCUAGGAGACGGAAAUAGAUCUUCCUCUUGCGGUAGCUGCUGCAGUGACUGGAAAGGCAGUGUUCUGCCUGAAGGGGUCCCCCAGCAGCACAGAGACAGUGCAGAGGAAAUAGCAUCUUUCAUCCUUUCUAAUUAUUUGGUUACAAAUUUGUUUUGUGGCAGCGCUGUGCGUUAAGCUGGAGACCUGGACUGACCGAGUGGAUAUGUCACCAUGCCUGUUAGUUUGUUUUCACUGGGAUAUUUAGAAAGUCUAUUUGUUUGGGCUGUUGACUUUUCAUUGGCCUUGUUGGGAACUUGAACUACACCCACUGAAAGCUUCAGCUCCUGUAGCUGUUUCCAAACCUUCUGCCAUUAGAGAGCAGGACAUAGGAGCCAACAUUGCCAUGUUUUCUAAAGGAGCGAGGCUGUUAUCAUACAAAGCACAAGAGUAUUUCAUAGCCUAAAGUCUUGUUUAGAAAGGCUGAUUUGAUCUCAGCCUGGGCAAGUGAAGAAAGGGAGAGGGAAGUAAUCAUGUUAACUGCAGUCACAUUGAAGAGAGUUUAAAAACUCUCAAUAAAAUACAACCCAUUUCACUCCAAA